UGUUAUAGGAAAAUUUCAUCAUCCUUUGGAUUUGCCGCGAUAUAGGUGGAAGCAAAUUCACACGCGGGGCUUACAAUGGCUAAGACGAAAAAACAAAACAAAAAGAAUGGUCCUGUUUCUAUGGACAUGGAUGCCGCCACACACCAUUCACCUUCUAACGAAAUCGCUGAAGCCAUGGACACAUCAGAAGUUGCUGCUUCAAAUCUCAAGCUUGGUGUGGUAAAGAGAAAUAUUGGGAAGAAGUCGGCACCAAAAAGGAGAAGUCAAACAGUAAGAAAAGCCAAAGCACUAGAGAAGGCUUUGUCAAAUAAUGAGAAAAUACAGGAGAAAGUUGUCAAGAAUCAGAACAAGGCACAGAGAACUAAUACCUUAAAGUCACUUUACUAGUUUAUCAUUGAAUACAGGCUUCUCUGACCGACCACAUGCAGUUGCAACACCAUUUUUUGGGUUGUAAUCAUAACAGGCUUGAAAUUGGGAUGUUUUAGAACAAUUAAUAUUGGGAAAGAUUGUUUUCAACAAUUUUUUUUUUGAAGGAUUAGCAUACAGAGUAUGUUAAAGGCUUCAUGGAAGACAUCCUUGACAGUUUUUGAAGUUAAUAGUCUCUAAUUUUUCUGGUUUUUUUAUCCAAUUGAAUGCUAAGCUUAGUGAAAAAGAAAUUUCAUAUCGCAAUGGAGCUUGCCUCCUGAACAGAUAAAGGUCUUUUACAUAUUGAACAUGUUGCUAGUGUUACUUGUAUCUAUAUUCAGUUAUUGGUGAAAAUUCGGUCUCAAUUCUAGAACUUAACUUGCUCUGCAAUGACAUUAUGAAUUCAAUUGGAAGAUGGAAUUAGAGGUUUA
Cryptomeria japonica (Japanese cedar) is the source of this 836-nucleotide messenger RNA. RefSeq lists its product as uncharacterized. The record is from RefSeq and is a predicted model, not a curated record. NCBI's taxonomy places the organism in Eukaryota, Viridiplantae, Streptophyta, Pinopsida, Cupressales, Cupressaceae. The transcript has 4 exons. Bases 76 to 387 code for a protein of 103 amino acids.